CGUCGUCAUGUCUAGAAUAGCGGUUUUAAAUCCUCUUGUUUGUUUGUUUGCAGAUGAUGAUGACGUCUUCCUGUGUGGGAAGUGUAAGAAGCAGUUCAACUCCUUGCCGGCGUUCUUGACUCACAAAAGGGAGCAGUGCCAGCAGAACACGCCCUCGCUCGCCACCGUGUCACUGGCGUCCAGCAACACUUACACGCCUGUACCCUCGGUCAGCGCCGUGCCACAACCUCCGGCCAACAGACAGGUGUCGACGUACAUCACGGUGCCGCCGGCUCCUCUCACACACACCUUGGUGCAGGGGAACGUUCUGGUGAGCGACGAGGUUCUCAUGUCGGCCAUCUCGGCGUUCACGUCCAUGGACACCCCAGUCACGGCCAUGCAGGCUUCCUCUCAGAGUAAUUUGAGCCUGCCCAGUGCAGCAUCAUACCUGCAGCACCAACCACAGGCCUCUCAGCCCCUCCCACUGGCCCAGGCUCCACCCCUUUCUGCACAGGUUCCCACCAGUAUCAACAGCCCAAUAGUGCAGGUGUACAGCACACUGCCCCCGAUGGCUGGAGGAGGAAACGCAGAGGUCCACACACUCGGCCUCCAACAGUUCCAGUCUGUUCAGGGUGGUGGUGGUCAGUGUGCGGACAGUCAGACUGCAGCCUUCAGCAGCGCUCCCGUUUACAGUUCGGCUAAACCGGCACAGAAGCUGAAGAGCUGCAGCAGCACCGUGACUCUGAGCGAGCUGAGCGAAUACGACAAGGUCAUCCAUCAUCCCCAAAAAGACCCGCAACUCCAAGAAAGGCCAGGAAGCAGGUCAAACAAAAGCCAAAGGUCAGAAGCUUAAGUGCAGUUUCUGUGACGAGGUUACUCAGGAUAAAGAGAACACAUCCAGCGAGCAAGAGCACGGUCCGAGUAAAAGUCGAGCGUGAGAGAUCGGGGGGAAUGCGCCAGGGCUUCCACGUGGAAUCGGUGCAAUCGACGAUUUCAAAACACCGAUGAUGAUGACGUCUUCCUGUGUGGGAAGUGUAAGAAGCAGUUCAACUCCUUGCCGGCGUUCUUGACUCACAAAAGGGAGCAGUGCCAGCAGAACACGCCCUCGCUCGCCACCGUGUCACUGGCGUCCAGC
Molecule: messenger RNA, 1114 nt
Organism: Ictalurus furcatus (blue catfish)
Lineage: Eukaryota; Metazoa; Chordata; Actinopteri; Siluriformes; Ictaluridae
Product: zinc finger protein 341-like
Exons: 6
Coding region: 8-832 (274 amino acids)
Source: RefSeq, a predicted model, not a curated record